UUCUCACAGCGGAUGGUGCAGUUUUGCGGACCUAACAGACCAGAGUGGGCGCUAACAAUGCUUCUAAUCGUGGAAAAAUAACUCAUUUUAAAAUUUACAAUAGAUAUCAAAGUCUCAGAUUAGGUUACCAAGGACGCGUAAAUUCUUGGCACCGUGCGUAAAAAACGCGGAACUGUUUGGAUAAUAUACACACAGCAACAACCGGACUUUUUUAUUUUUAUUUUUUUCAUUUCUUGAGGCCAGAUUUUUGUAGGCAUGAACUGGUACUUAGAAACACACCAGAGGUGAGCUACAGUGUUACAGUGCCGCUCCCUCAUUCAGCACCGGGUGAUGGAUAGCUCACCGACUCAGCGCGCGGACAGGCGGCUCUAGGAGCGCGGAAACAGAAAGGUGCUCGCUCUCAUCCGGUCUUUAUCGGGACUCAAAGUGACAAGAGGCGACGUCGAUGUUGAGCUUCAGUAAAGUUAUUCAGCCAGCGUACCGUCAUACCCACUCCCCGCCCACAGAUAUAUAAACGCUGUAGUAACAGUAGUGGCGGUGAAGUUGUCCUGAAAUGCCUCCCAGCUGCGAAGAUGACAGAUUUUGCUCACACAUCACGGUUUCAAGGUAACGUUUUGACAGUGGACGGAAACGCCUCCGUGCUCUCCGGUGAAGUUGGACUCGUUACUGCCAGAGUACAAAAUGGGACACAACCACCUGUUCUCUGUCGGGACGGCUAUUCUCUGCUCGCUCCUCCUGUGCCUGUCAGCUCUUUGUGACGAGAAGACCCACUCGCACGCUGAGGAUGAUCUCUUCAAGACGCUGUUCGUUGGUUACAACAAGUGGUCCAGACCCGUGCCAAACAUCUCCGAUGUGGUCAUCGUCAAGUUUGGACUGUCCAUAGCGCAGCUCAUCGACGUGGAUGAGAAGAACCAAAUGAUGACAACCAAUGUGUGGCUGAAACAGGAGUGGAAUGACUACAAACUUCGCUGGAGACCGUCUGACUAUGACAAUGUGACGUCCAUCAGAGUCCCGUCGGAGCUCAUAUGGGUACCCGACAUCGUCCUCUACAACAACGCUGACGGUGAGUUUGCUGUGACCCACAUGACGAAAGCUCACCUAUUCCACACUGGUAAAGUUCGCUGGGUCCCUCCUGCCAUUUAUAAGAGCUCCUGCAGCAUCGACGUCACCUUUUUCCCCUUUGAUCAGCAGAACUGCAAGAUGAAAUUUGGCUCCUGGACAUAUGACAAGGCCAAGAUCGAUCUGGAGCGGAUUGAAAACACUGUGGACCUGAACAACUACUGGGAGAGCGGUGAAUGGGCCAUCAUCAAUGCCGUGGGAACAUAUAACACAAAGAAAUACGACUGCUGCCACGAGAUCUACCCAGACAUCACCUACUUCUUCAUCAUUCGAAGGCUUCCGUUGUUUUACACCAUCAACCUCAUCAUCCCCUGUUUGCUCAUCUCUUGCCUCACUGUUUUAGUUUUCUAUCUGCCCUCAGACUGUGGUGAGAAGAUCACCCUGUGCAUCUCCGUGCUGCUGUCCCUCACUGUUUUCCUUCUCCUCAUCACAGAGAUCAUACCGUCCACGUCCCUCGUUAUCCCACUCAUCGGCGAGUACCUCCUCUUCACUAUGAUUUUUGUCACCCUCUCCAUCGUCAUCACCGUGUUUGUGCUCAACGUGCACCAUCGGUCUCCCAGCACUCACAAGAUGCCCCGCUGGGUCCACUCCGUGUUCCUGGACCUGAUCCCGCGCUGGCUGUUCAUGCGACGGCCUGCGCCAGAUGGCCGGCGUCGCAGGCUGUUGCUGCUCCAGCAGGCAGCUGUGGCUGAGCAGCGGCAGGGCCGGAUAGCCACGUACAAGUCUGACUGCCUCAGCACCUCAGCUAACUGGUUAAGAGAUGGGGCCACAUCAGACGACCCAGAGAGAAGCAGUUACGAGGAUUUAGAGCUGGGGACACUGACGUCGUAUUUCUCCUUCCGUCCUCCUUCGCCCAGACCUCCAGGGUCGACUCCUCCUCCACAACAGAAAACCCCACAGAACAGCCAGAACCGUCAGGAGGGGGCUGCAGUGGCAAACAGACAGUUAACGGGGCCCAGGGUCAAUCCCACUCAGAGGCCAGCUAAAGCUGAUAAUAAAGUAUCAGACUCAACAUUCCUGCUUUCACCAAGUGUUAUACGCGCUCUGGAAGGGGUGCACUACAUCGCAGACCAUCUGAGGGCCGAGGAUGCUGACUUCAGCGUCAAAGAGGAUUGGAAGUAUGUCGCCAUGGUGAUUGACCGCAUCUUCCUGUGGAUGUUCAUUAUUGUGUGCCUGCUUGGGACCAUUGGCCUAUUCCUACCCCCUUGGCUAGCUGGCAUGAUAUAGCUCUGGUGAGAAAGUAAUCACCACUAGUUAGUGAAGUUCAAAACGUAGCUGAACUCUUACUUCAAGACUGGGAAUGUGACGCGUAACAUGCUACAUUAGCGGCCUCAUGAGGCUAUAACGCUAAACCAAAUUAAUAAUGUUACUUAGGUUGACCUCAAUGCUAACAUUAGCAUGCUAACAUGCCCAGACUUUUAUUGGGAACUGUUUACUUAUGUUAGCAUCCUGAUGUUUAGCCCCUAAGAUUUGGCAUGUUAGAAUGCUAAGAAAUGAUAGUAUGUUAUAGUAAUAUGACUACUUUUUUCUGUAGUUUGAGGAAUUGCAGUUUCAACUUCAAUAACGUUUGCAGACCAAAGUACUUAGAAGUACCUAUACCUCAUAUCUAGGAUAUAUAGAAUGAGCUGAGUAACUAGUGUUUAGUUACAGUGCUAGUACAUUAAUGUGGUUACAUUUUCAAUUACCAAUAACAAAUCAAUUUGAUUACAUUUUUCAAGUAACUUGCCAAACAUUAGUCCGCAGCAUUAGUCUAAAAAUACUGAUGCUGACAGGAAUUAUUUCAGUACUUUGAGGUAUCCAGUCAUGAGCUGAAGUAGAUCCGUUGGUUGUGCCCAUUCAAGGGCAUUGUAAUGGAGCCAUCAAAGUUAUUAGGAUUCAUCUUCUGGGGAAAGUUAAUGUACCAAAUUUCUUGGCAAUCCAUCCAAGUUGUUAGUGUCAUUCAAAUGACACAGUGACACAAACUGAAACUUCGUCCCACCUAUAAUGGGAUGGCUUUUCUCAACCUUUAAGUGGCAUGCUGUGCUAUAGUAUACUGGACACACUAAAUGGGGUCAUGUGUGCUCAAAUUUCCUUUUGUUUGUUUUUUUUAAAGUUUUCUGGCCAUGCUGCCAUGAUUACGCUUAUUUUGGAAUGAUCAUACUAUGUAAUAAAUACCCUCAUGAAAACC
Morone saxatilis (striped sea-bass) is the source of this 3286-nucleotide messenger RNA. RefSeq names its product cholinergic receptor, nicotinic, alpha 2b (neuronal) (gene chrna2b). Gene Ontology annotation, cellular component: neuron projection; postsynaptic membrane; synapse. Lineage: Eukaryota; Metazoa; Chordata; Actinopteri; Moronidae. Gene Ontology annotation, biological process: monoatomic ion transmembrane transport; chemical synaptic transmission; regulation of membrane potential. Gene Ontology annotation, molecular function: acetylcholine-gated monoatomic cation-selective channel activity; transmembrane signaling receptor activity. The transcript is spliced from 6 exons. The coding region runs from base 682 to 2346 and encodes 554 amino acids. The record is from RefSeq and is a predicted model, not a curated record.